UUAAAGUUUUAUUAAAAGCCAUCAAUUAAUCGUAAACAGUAAUUACAAAUAUGCUUGAAUUGAAACGUAGCUUUAUAACCUAAAGAAGUGUGGGAUACAAUAGUAUAGUUUGUUGUUUUUUUGUUAAAAAAUAUUGUUUAAAAUUCACAAUAUUUCGAAAUAAGUGCUUAAUUUCAUCUUGGGAGAAUAUGGCAUCGACAAGAAACUGGGGCUUCUGUGACCUAUCCCUCGGUAAAAAAUACGACGUCAAUAAGUUAUAUUUCUUAGAGAGACUUGGUUACAACACAGUUGCUAUAAACACGCAUGUUGAAGAACCCAGUGAAGAACCAAAGAAGAAAAAGAAAAAAGGUGAAGCUAGGGAAUUUCAAGACUACAUACCUGCUCCGGUAGAAAUUCCUGAAGAUGUAAAAGAAAACUUGAAACUUCAUAUUCUUCAACGUGUAACAAUAGAGUUCUCCGAGUCUAGCAUUGCCCAUAAAAUUAAUCGUUCUGAAAAUAUCAAAAAGUAUGAUUUUGUUGCUGUAGUGCCGAAAACAUUGCAAGCUUUUCAAUAUGCCUGUGGCACUUUAGACAUUGAUAUAAUCAGUUUCAACCCUGAGACAAGAAUACCUUUCAAAGUUAGCCGUAAACUUUACCGACAAGCUGUAGAUCGAGGAAUUUUCUUCGAACUCAUGUACUCACCAGCUAUCAGAGAUACAACGGCGAGGAAAAAUAUUAUAAGUACAGCGCACAUGUACCAUGCAGUUGGCAAGUCUAAAAACAUAAUUGUGACCAGUGGAGCGGAGGACUCUUCACAAGUUCGCGACGUGCACGACGUCAUCAACUUGGGAUUUAUCUUAGGACUGAACAGUAGCCAGAGUCUAGAAGUUAUCAGAACCAACACUAGAAAGCUGAUUGUAAAGGCUGAAGGAAGAAAGUGUGGGAAACUGUAUAUGACUGUUAGAACUCUAACUGAAAAUGAUGAGAAUAAAACACCUGCCUCCUGAACUCGUAUUUUAUAAAUUUAUAGCCUUUUAAAAUCUUAUCAAAAAUUAUAUAAUUAUAAUCUUAUUUGUCUACAAAUACAAAUAGCAUCACAGUUAGGAAACAUUUGUACACAUACAUAAUAUUAUUAUUUGAAACUUCUCUUGAUCUAAGUAUG
Messenger RNA from Leguminivora glycinivorella, 1141 nucleotides. RefSeq names its product ribonuclease P protein subunit p30-like (gene Rpp30). NCBI's taxonomy places the organism in Eukaryota, Metazoa, Arthropoda, Insecta, Lepidoptera, Tortricidae. The record is from RefSeq and is a predicted model, not a curated record. Gene Ontology annotation, cellular component: nucleolar ribonuclease P complex. Gene Ontology annotation, biological process: tRNA processing. Gene Ontology annotation, molecular function: RNA binding. The transcript has a single exon. The coding region runs from base 189 to 986 and encodes 265 amino acids.